AUGGGUCGCCUCCACCAUGCAGAUCCCCCUGCGUCAUCCUCCCACUCACUCCAUUCUCUUGACGACGCGCCGCCUCCAUACACAGAUGACCCCGAACUCAUUCUCGCCCCUGUUCAACAUGCCCAACCUAUCCAACCCGCCCAGCCUCCUCCAAGCAUCCGACCCCUCCGCCUAAUCGACUCCGCCUACGUUCUCCCCGGCGGCAACAAUGGCAAACCCGAAGACAAAGUCUCUCUCGCCCUCGAACCAACGCUCUCAAGCAACCCCAACGAGCUCUACGAGGCCAUCCGCCGGCAAAUAAAGCUUCCGCCACGGCCGUUACUCUACAUCCAUGGCACCCACACCGAAUCAAGCAACGACAACAAGAAAAGCAAAAACAACACAUGCACAGACUUCAAAUUCAGGCUGGAUCUGGCCGAGACCAUGCUGACCGGCUGGGAGGGCGGACCCAUGGACGUAAACUGGAGGGAAACAGAAAUCCUCACAGAUGAGGACCUCAAACCCGCGUAUCGGGGAGGAAUCCUCCGCUCGCGCAUCUACAAGCCGCCUAAGUCGCGUGCUGCUAUCAGUCUUGAGGGGGACAGCGAUGCCCUCUUAGGACAGGAUCACACCGACAUAGAGGAUAACAGCUCCCCAGAAGCGAAAAACCUGAGGAUGUGGUGCGAGCGCUUCUGUCGUGACCCCGCUUCGGUGAAAUCAUUCACUCUGCAUCGCGAAAUGAAAGGUUUCGACUCCAACGCCAUGCGCAACGUUCUCUCCUCCCACAUCCGCGAACUCAACUACCGCGGCUCCAUAGCCUUCCAGCUCUUCAUCGCCCAGCGCUCCGUCACAAUCUACUCUCCCCACUGGAUCAACCGGCUCCGCACCAACCGUUUCAUCUGGUGGACUGUCGUCCUUCUCCAGCUCUGGAUCAUUACCUGGCCGGUUAUCUUCUUCAUGGAGAAGAGGUAUGAACUCGUGCACACGCGCUGGAAUGCGUCGCUUAGACCGGAGUCUGACUCUGCGUUGGCGACGUGCUACGCGUUUGGUCGUGAUGAGUCUUCUUUGGCGGAAUACUGGGCUCCGGCUGUUAAGCAGGCGGCAUGGACUCGGCGACAGGGUGGAGGUGAUCUUUUGACGCGAAUGGAUGCGGAUCGUUUGCAGGGGUAUAGUACCCAACAGUUACUUGGUCUUCGGGGUGCUACUUCGGAUACUGAGGUUGAGCGCCGGGAGAGAGUUAAUAACGGUGAGGGUGGGUUUGUUGAUAAUGUUGUAGGUCUGGUGAGAGGGAUCAGUGAAGCUGGGCAGGAUUGGAGGUUUUCUGCGGGAUGGGGUGCUAACUCUUAA
Penicillium expansum is the source of this 1326-nucleotide messenger RNA. RefSeq lists its product as uncharacterized. The record is from RefSeq and is a predicted model, not a curated record. Bases 1 to 1326 code for a protein of 441 amino acids. The transcript is spliced from 2 exons. Lineage: Eukaryota; Fungi; Ascomycota; Eurotiomycetes; Eurotiales; Aspergillaceae.